AGGAGAAGCAAUCGCAGCUCCUUCCCAUAACUUGAGGCCCCCGACUUAUGAUAUGAUGUUAGUUUCCUCUUGCUUGUGAGGAUUAUUUGGCGUGAUAAUCCACACACCCACCCAGCAAUAGCAAUUUGAAGUUGAUUCUUUCUAUACUUGAUUGAACUUUUACGCAGACCCAAAACCCUUGGGCUGCUACACCUUCACACCGUACUAAAACUCAUCUUCCGGAGGGAGUUUCAUUUUCCACCGGACUUUUACUUUUUGUUUUUAGAGAAACAGAAAUCCCCUCCCGGCACGACACCGAUCCCCGCAAAAACAUCCUUUGAAGAAAAAACAAGAUGAGCAACAGCAUCUCCACCACGGGACUCGCCGCAAUUGCGAUCGUCACCUCCUCCCCACUGGGAAAUGGAGGUCCCAGCACAGUUGCCGCCGUACAGACGGUGGCCGACGCGAGCAAGCGACCCUCGUUUCGUGUCGACCGCUACCGGAAGACGCAGCUUGCCGCCGUCGCGGCGGAGAGGCGAAUAAACAAGGGCGGGAACGACGAGGUGGAUGAAACAAGCAGGAGGAGGGCCACAACUACGUCGCAGAAGAGCAGCUACGGCCUAGUGAUGUCCUCUCGUAGUUCUCGUGCUGGAAAGGAGAGGAAAGAUUCUUUUGUCAGCAAAAUCCAGGUGGAAAAACAAAAACACCUGAUCGUGCAGCGCACGGAGACGAGGGAUGAUCACAAUGCGGGAUAUGCUGACCAUGAACACGACGAGAAUCAGAAUGCCGAAGGAGCCUCUGAGGAGGAACAAGCACCUCCCUGCGCCUUCCCAACCCAGGCCGACGAAAUCUGGCGUACCGUAUCAAAUGCAAAAAUGUCUGGGUCUGGAAGAAGGCCAGACUCGUCAUGCAGGUUUUCCAUGACCCAUCGGGUCUGGUAUGUAGGACAUAGCAUGACAGAUUCUGUGAGCGACGUUCUACCAUGCUUAUCCUGCAUGACAUACUGCGUCGCGAUCAGGUCAAAAGUGAACAGCUUUUGGUAAUCAUGCAACACAGAUUUUAUACAUGAUUCAGAUUUAGCAUGACAAGUUGCUGCUAUGUUCCAGACAUCCAGACAUUUUUGCAUUUGAUGCACCGACGAUCUCUACGACGACUCUUACUCCAUCAUCCCCCGCGUGGACCUGAGUACCUCGGCGGCAUUGGCCGCGAGAGAAUUUUACUUGACCGCGGUCGAAAAGCUCCUGCAGAACGACACUACUAUCGAUUUAAAUUUGACGCAGUACAUUUUGACCACCCCUCCGGUCGCAGUGAUCUAUGACGGCGCUGAAGAAGCUGCGGGUGCAGGAUCCAAUUUGUUCCCGGCGUACUACCAAAACGCCGAGGGGCACCUCACCCCGAUGCAGGAUUUGGAAGACGUCGCGGACGAUCUGACCGUGAAAUGGUACGAUUUACCAAAGGACGAGGACCUGAACUACGCGUACUAUCAGCAACAAAAGGAGAAGAUGCAGGGAGCCUACACAGCGGACUACGUGAAACACAAGUGCCAAGCGCUGACAGCGCAGCUGGGAUACCAUUACUUCAAUCUGAUCCGCCAGCGGAACAAGUGGUCCUGCUACCCCAUUUAUCAACUGCAAAAAUGUCUGGGUCUGGAAGGAUGCAAGGUUUGUCAUGCACACUUUGCAUGACUCCUGAAGUCUGUGACGCAGGCUCUAGCAUCACAGAUUUUGUGAGGGCUUCCUGAUGCCUGUACCGCAUGAGAUAUGCCCUCUCGCCGUGGCAAAAACUGGACCUCUUUUGCUGUUCACGCAAUACAGAUUUUUGUAGAAUCCAAAUUCAGCAUCACAAGUUGCAUCCUUCCAGACCCAGACAUUUUUGCAUUUGAUACCAUUCCGCCGCGCAUGGUUCACGACAGCGCGACGGGGGAACUGAAGGAGGUGACUCAUGUAUCCUGAGUAAAAACGUGUCCCCACGACCAGAGUCAAGCUGGGAAAUCUGCUAGACAAAUCUGUCAGCUUUUGCUGUCGCGCAUGACAAGUUUGGCCUCGCAGUGUAAUCCUGUUUAGCUUGUUCAGCAGCGUCACAGAUCUAGCACAUCAUGCUGAUUCUAGCAUCACCAAUCCCACAACACGAAUAGAGACUGCCUCUCAUGGGUCUCCGCAUGAGAAACAUUCUCAGCAUGCAGAUUUGCAUUACAACUCUGGGGUGGGGACGUUUUUACAAAUGAUAUCAUGACCUUCCCCGCGCGAACGUCUACUCCAUGGUGGCAAACAGCACCUUAUCAAGUGUAAAAAUGUCUGGGUCUGGAAGAUUGGAACUUGUGAUGCUAAAUUUGGAUUCCAAAAAAAUCUGUAUUGCAUGAGCAGCAAAGGGAGUGUAAUUUUUGCUACGCGGAGAGGGCAUUUGUCAUGCGGAAUAGGCAUCGCGGGGCCCUCAAAAAAUCUGUGAUGCUAGGGCGUGCAUCACAGACAUCAUGGCCCAGGCAAAACAUGCAUGACAAGUCUCAGAAUCUUCCAGACCCAGACAUUUUUACAUUUGAUACACCUGCGCCACCAGCUACGCGUCGCAGUCUACCUUUGUCUUCCCCAUUGUGCCGCAGGCGGACGCGAGUCCGAGUGCUGACGGAUUGUACGAAUUUGACAACAUCGAAAAAAUGCUGCUUCCCGACGUGGUCACGGGCAUCCAGGAGCCUCCCAGUCCGCAGGUUAACCAGUUCAUCAAUGCGAACGGUGGCAGGUUUUUCUACAGCUACCCAGCGGCCCUCCAUUGGUGCGCGAGUGUGUGCGACAAAUUUGCGGCCAACUGCGACGGGUUCGAGGUGGUCGGGUACCGAGACGCCAACGGUGUCGGCGUGAACGGGACGGAAGUGGAUGGUGCCAGUUAUUUGCCCGGACUGUCCUUCUGCCGGCUGCUCUAUGCGGAAGCAGCCGUAGCGCAGCUGACGCCCGAGGAGGAACUGAUGAUAAACACGGGAAUCAAGAACGUGACGGCGGAAACCGUGGCGGGAACCUCGAAAGGUGAGGAGCUCGCUCCGCCCGCCGGGACGCUCGCGGCUUACGUGGGGUACCAGGGUGAGCCGCGCGACCUGCUGCGCAUGCAUCCCGAGAUGGAGGGCAUCACGGACGAUGGUUCCAGCACGUUCGAAUGCCCAGCCGGCGGGCUGGAGUGGCAGCUAUCAAAUGCAAAAAUGUCUGGGUCUGGAAGAAUGCAAGAUUUGUGAUGCAGGUUUUCCAUGACCCAUGAGGUCUGGAAUGCAGGACCUAGCAUGACAGAUUCUGUGCGAUCUCUCUCAUGCCUAUUCCGCAUGAGAAACUCCCUCCCGACUUGGUGAAAACAGGACGACUACUUUUGGUAAUCAUGCAACACAGAUUUGCGCAUGCUUCAGAUUUAGCAUGACAGGUUGCAUUCUUCCAGACCCAGACAUUUUUACAUUUGAUAGCAGCAGAGGUACUACGAAACGCACGCCAUGUCGGAACACCAUUUGCUGAACAACCAGGUGCAGCUAUCAAAAGGAGAAAUCCCCCCUCCCCAUAUCGAAAGCAAUAUUUGUGAUGCUGGAUUUGAGUACACAAAUCAGAUUUGUCUUGCUGAAGAGGACUGCAGGCCCACAUCAAGCCUGAGUUGAGAGGUUUUGGCCUAGGCGCUUAGCAUGAGAAACGCAAACGUCUGCGCCGUAGGCCAAACAGCAUCACAAAACGCCUGCAUAGUGCAGCGGAGCCUGUGAAGUUGCCUUCUUGCAAGACAGAGAUCAUUUGUGGUCGCAAAUCAGCAUUGCAAAUUUUCUGCGACGUGCCUUUUCGAUAUGGGGAGGGGGGAUUUUUCCCCGGGAUAGCAGCUGCAGCAGAGCAGCGUCCCCAUCGACUCUGGAACGAAUGCGCACGGUGUGGAGAUGACACUGCAGACCAGCCCGACAGUAUCGCAGAAAAAAAGUGUUUCACUGUAAACUUGUAAUGCAGAAAUAGUAUCUCAGAAGGAUUUGUAUUGCUACACAUGCAAGACAGUGGAUUUUUAGCUGUGUUUUCCCUUAGGAACUUUGCAUGGGAAAUUUUCUCUGUGAUGUAGAGCAAACGCGUGAUGCAAAACUUGCAAGAUCCUUACAGUGACACACUUUUUUCGUACGAUAGACAGCGGCUAGUGCUGCUUCGUUCAUUGAGAUAAACAUGGAGCAGAGGCUGCACGAGGAC
Molecule: messenger RNA, 4160 nt
Organism: Amoebophrya sp. A120
Lineage: Eukaryota; Dinophyceae; Syndiniales; Amoebophryaceae
Source: the annotation of a GenBank genome assembly